AAAACUGAACACGUAAGUUUGACACGCAUUUUUAAAAAAUAUAAGACGGUAUUACAUGGUAUGUAACAAGUAUUUCUUAAGGAAGUUUUUAAACAUGCUUUUUUUAAAAAUAGAAGACAGCAUAAUCGGGUAUAUAACUAGUUUUUCUUAAGGUGAGAAGAAUUCGAAACAAUGGAGAGACACAAAUCGGAUGGGUCUACGUUUACAAUACCGUAUAUUAUGAAGCCGAUUUCAGAAAGUGGUCAGUUCCCCUCUCCCGUGACUAAAGGACAUAUUUCUGUAGAUAGAAAAGGAAACAUUACGUUUGAUAAAAGCCAAAUGCGUUACCUGAAAAGGCCCGAGGAUCUUAAUAAUGUCAGUUUGAAUUUAGAUGAAGGGUAUGAGGAUAGAGAAGAAAAACCAGAAGAAAAUUAUGAAGAUAUUAAUCUUAUGAUUAAAUGGAUUUCAGAGAACCUUGCAACGAACGAACUGAACAAUCUGAUUGUUAGCAGACGUUGCAUUUUAACCGAUAUCAUGUACACACCAUUCUUGACGCAUGCACACUGUCAAUGGAAGAUGGCAGUUAUUCUUCAACACGGCGCAUUCCACAUAUGUCGUUUCGAUAGGAAAAAUAAUUGGGACAAGAUUCAAAACAAUAGAGUAUGGCGUAAGUCCUAUUACUGGGGACCGAAAAUGGAGCAGCUUCUAACCGAAAGUAAAACAGAUGAAUCGGGCUGUACGAAUACACAGGAACAACAUGGCAAAUAUCUACUCGUCAAUCAAUUGAACAUAAAUGCACAUUCAUUAGUGUUCAACAGUGAAAUAGACGCCUAUGAUGAAAAGACCGGCUCAUUUGUUGAAAUAAAAACAAUGAAACAUGUUUCUACGCCAAAAGAAAAAGACCGUUUUAAAAGGUUCAGGUUGUUACGAUGGUGGGCCCAAAGUCAGCUAGGUGGUGUUCAAGAAAUACUUUGUGGAUUCAGAGAUGACGAAGGUCUCGUUACAAGAAUGGAAUCUUUCCAGACCAGAAGCAUCCCGAACCCUGCUUUGCCAUGGAAUCAAACGGUGUUGUUCCACUUUCUUGACAAAUUGCUGACAUGGAUCAAGAAGCAGGUUGCGGUCACAGGAGAGUUUUCCAUUAACAGAGUUGUUCACAUAUUUGAGAGGUCAGAUGAGAAGACAAUCAAUCACAAUACAACAACAGAUCCCCGAUACCAGUUUCUGCCCGAGUGGUACCUGACUCGUUGAAGAAAAACGACUUAACCAACACUGACGGCGCAUAUGAAUAAAAUAAUAAGUGUUUAUACUGAUUUCAGACUGAGUGUUUAUACGUUUACGUCUUGUUUUCCGAGAUAUUGGCUUGCUCAAUUAAGAAUCUCAGAGACUAUUGUGAUUGUGACUCGAAUGAUUAUUUUGUUGUUACACGUUCUAAUCGGAUAUAUUGUUUUAAAUUGGAACAUUCAUGUUAGUGGAUUUUUUUUAAAUAUUGAAUUUAAGGUAUAUGAAGAUCAUAUCAAACAAAACAAAAUGUGGAAGAUGUAUACCGUGCAGCUUAUCUUGAACUGAACUGUUGUCGUUCUUUUUCGUCGGAAAUAAGUCUCAUUUAUAACUAAUUUUCAUCAAACGUUGUUGCAAUUUUUAGCACUUUUUGGGCACGUCUUGGGAUGUUCAGAAAGUAAAUGCAAAAGAAGUUCAGGAACAGUU
Molecule: messenger RNA, 1683 nt
Organism: Dreissena polymorpha
Lineage: Eukaryota; Metazoa; Mollusca; Bivalvia; Myida; Dreissenidae
Product: decapping and exoribonuclease protein-like
Exons: 7
Coding region: 172-1227 (351 amino acids)
Biological process (GO): NAD-cap decapping; nuclear-transcribed mRNA catabolic process
Cellular component (GO): nucleus; cytosol
Molecular function (GO): mRNA 5'-diphosphatase activity
Source: RefSeq, a predicted model, not a curated record